UAUAUGGGGCCACUUGUACUCGAAGCUCCAUUUCUGACGGUUUUGCUGCGGAGACUCUGCCCAAGCGGUCUCUCUGUCGUCGACGGCAGCUGCGCCCACCCCCACUCCCGUAAGGGUUCGCUCGGAGCUCGUCCCCUCUUCUGUUUUGCUCUAGUUUUCUUUAAAACCCCUUUCUUUUCUUCCUCCUUCUUCGAUCUUGUCUUCCUCUCGGUCCCGGUGUUAUGGCCAGAACCUCACCUCAGGAGGCUCGGUCGGAGAACCCGACCGAUGACCUUCGAUCGACUCCGGAAGUUGAGGUUUCCUCGCUUUCGGGGCCGAAUGUGGAUCGGCUUCGGGAUCAGUAUCAUAUCCCGGGGCAGUUCCAACUUUCCGCCCCAGGGGCCGGCGGUCGGGUUAACAACCCACCCGCGGGCCAGGUGGCACUGUACGUCGAGGACCUCCGGGCUGGUCUUGGCUUCCGAUUCCGGAGUUCGUCCGGAAUCUGAUAGAUUAUUACGGACUUUGUCCGGCGCAACUGGCGUCGAACUCUGUUCGGCUAAUAAUUAGCUUCGCCCUGUUGUGUCAGCUUCUGCCGACCAACCCUCGUAUCUCUCUCUUCCGGGUAUUUUUUGUCCUCCGAACCCACCCUAAGGCCCGAGGGUGGUGGCUCUUCAACCCCCGGAAGGGUCUUUCCUUUAUCACUGGCCUUCCAUCAUCCAUUCACAGGUGGAAGAACCAGUUUUUUUUUGUUUCUUCUUCUUCUCCCUGGGGCUUCCCUUCUCACUGGGGCGUGCCUCGAACCGAGGCAAACGAGAACAGCCGAGUGGAGGCGGACGACCGGGAGGACUUCCACCGACUCAAGGACAUGUCGGUCCCGAAGCAAAGGGAGCUUGUUACCGAACAAGCCCUCUAUGACGCUGGCCUGAGCUUGGUCCCCCGUCUAGGUAUCGCCCGAUCCAUCGGUUGUCUUUUUAUUUAGCAUUCGUUCUCGUGCAUAUACUGAUCCUUCUGUCGGCAUCGCAGGGACACCGCCGAGGAUGAGGCUGACCGACGCUGAAAUCAGACAAUAUGCGGCGAGGAAGAGGCCGGCUCGGGGGCCGGACCUUCACAACCACCGAAGAAACCCUCCACAGCGGCGCCGACCGUCGCAGCGUCGGCGACCGAUCAGUCAGAGCAGGUGAUUGCACUCUCGGCUCCGACGGUGCAAUCGGAGGAGCGACCGGCGGAGGAAGCGGCUGAAGGAAUGUCGGCGGCUUCGCCGACGGGAGUGGCGUCGGACGCCGUUCAGGAACCCGAACGUUAUCCGUCGCUCCCGCAGCUGCAACGGGGGGUGCUCAGUCAAGCUCGAGCAUCCCCUCCUUACCCGAUCCACUGGCUGGGGCGGCCGAUCGGGGGAAAGCCCCGAUGGACCCCACCGACGACACAAGGUCGGGGAGUCGCACCGCGCUACCUGGCGCCCAGGUCCCCGAAGGAGCGUCGGCGCUGGCAGACCACAACUUGGCCAGGAGACUGUGCCAGGGGAUCCUUCUCCCAGCCGACGUGGAGGUGCUGAAGUCUCAGCAGGUGACCGAGAUGCUAUCUUCGUUCUACCCGACCAUGGUCGGGGUAAGUUCCACUUCGUCUCCUUCCUUCUUAGUGUUUUCAUUACUUCGCUUUCCUGACAUAGUGCCCACGUUUGCAGCUAAUCUAUACCAUGUCCGAACUUGAGGCCGGGUACCGGAGGUUCGGGAACAUCCGGGCGGCCUGGAAGGACAGGGCGGCGGCCGCCGAAGCCGACAGGGCGAUGCUGGUCGAACACCUGAAGCAGUCGACCGACCGGGAGGCGAAGUUGGUGGACGAGGUCUCUCGUCUCGGGUCCGAGCUCAAGUCGGCCCGAAAGGAAGCCAAGCGCAAGGGUCGGACUGCGCGCCGUCUGCGGCGCGAACGGGACAGCGUCGCCGCCGGGCUCGAGGCCGAACGCGAGCAGCUCCGGGUCAGCCUGGAGAAUCUCGCCAAGGCUGAGGAGGACUUGUCGAUUGCCCAGGCCGAUGCCGACAUAGCGAAGGCAGAGGCGGAGUCGGCGAAGGACUCUCUCGAUCG
Molecule: messenger RNA, 2058 nt
Organism: Elaeis guineensis (African oil palm)
Lineage: Eukaryota; Viridiplantae; Streptophyta; Magnoliopsida; Arecales; Arecaceae
Source: RefSeq, a predicted model, not a curated record